Molecule: messenger RNA, 4966 nt
Organism: Poeciliopsis prolifica (blackstripe livebearer)
Lineage: Eukaryota; Metazoa; Chordata; Actinopteri; Cyprinodontiformes; Poeciliidae
Gene: htr6
Product: 5-hydroxytryptamine (serotonin) receptor 6
Exons: 4
Coding region: 2529-3935 (468 amino acids)
Biological process (GO): G protein-coupled receptor signaling pathway, coupled to cyclic nucleotide second messenger; chemical synaptic transmission
Cellular component (GO): dendrite; membrane
Molecular function (GO): neurotransmitter receptor activity; G protein-coupled serotonin receptor activity
Source: RefSeq, a predicted model, not a curated record
GUAAAAUUUUUGAUCGGUUGUGUUUUUGUUCAGUAAAACAAGGUUAAUAACAGGUGGAGGUUAAAUUUCCCUGUUUUAUAUAUAUAUAUUUUUAAGUUUUUACUUUCAAAACCGUUUUCUCAUAAGGCAGUGGGCUUUGAAGGCUUUUGACUUCCAUCAAAGUCCAGCAGCAGCUGAAUAGUGUUGAUCAAUCAGUUUCAAGUUGCCAUUACAGUUGAGGAUCUAGAAUUAUCUUGUGUGUUAACUACUGGAAUGAUAUGCAAUAACAAUUAAGUGUAAGCAUUAUUGGAAGUUUGUAAGGAAGCAAGAAAAAAAAAGUUCAUCACUGGAAUAGAAAAAUGUAUGUCUAAAAUACAAAAUGUUCAAUUAUCAAGUUACAAAAUUCACUUCAUUUCCUUAUCGAAAAUGUUUACGUGUGGAGAUUCUUGCUUUGCUUAAAAGAACAUUAAUGUAGAAAGUGUAUGUGAAUGAAUAUAUUGUGAUUAGCAGAAUCACAGAAUGUUGCUAAAAAAAAUGCUCCACAGAAAAAGGCCGUGGUCUGCAAAAACCUGAAGACAGGAUGUGAAGCCACAGCCUAACUGUUCGUAUCCAAAGAUGCUCACCAGUCAUAAAAAUUAUGCUAAAUAAAAUCAAAAAGGUCACCAAAAUUAAAGUGGCCAAAAUAUCAAGACUACACUUUUGUGUAGUUUUGAAGUUAAGUAACAGGAUUUGUAAAGGUAAAAAUAUAUUCUAUUCAGAUUACAACACUCCAUUCAUUUUAAAUAAUGUACAUUGAAAUAAGUUACAGACUAUUGGGACAUUAUAUAUAACAUUGAGCAAAUAUUUAAAACAGGCAAUUAUUUAUCUAGAAAUAAAUAUUUAACUUGUAGAGAGUGAAGUAAAACACCUUUCGAAAACGUGACCUUUUACACAUUUUGCCAUGUAACAAAUUUCAAGUGUAUUUUGUUGGGAUUUUAUGGUAGACAAUCACAAAGUAGAAAAAAAUUGGUGUUUCAAAUGUUUUACAAAUUUUUAAAAAUCUGAAAAAUGUGGCAGGAAUCCCUCUCAGAUAUUUCUGUAUACACCAGUUCCACCAGUUGCUUUUAGAGGUCAGUAAACAGUUUGUGAGUUAACGUUCCCAUAAUUCAACCUGAGAAAGCCUGAAGGUUAGAGAAAAUUUGUGAACAAACAUCAGCGUGAAAACCAUGGAACACAGCAGACAUGUCAGGAAGAAAGAAUUAAGAAUUGGAACUAAAUACAUGGAAAACAUGUUUGAGGAAACAAAAUAAUAAAGAAUAGGGCAGAGAUUCCUCUUCCAGCCCAACAAGGAGUCUAAGCUUAUAACCAGAAUGUUUUAGGUCAGAGUAUAACAACUAAAAUCAAAGUAUCUGGAAAAAAUUUCAGAUCUAAAAAUAUAUUCAAGCUGAAAAAUUACUUUUUAACCACUUUUAGCUCCAAAAAGCACACUAAGAAGAAUAUACUAUUGGUAUACUGGCUACUAUUGGUGUAAAUAACAACAAUAAAACAAAACAAAAAAAAAAGUAUCUGAUUCUGUUCAGGUAUUUUUAAAAUGUUUCCAUAUAGAAACUAAAUCCAGAAAGCCAGAACAAAAACCUGUUGCAGCAACCUUAAGAGAGCAUAUCAAUUUUAAUAAGGAUUUACAAAAAUGUGCAUAUUUUUAUUGAAACAGAUAAAAACUCCAGAACCAAACAAGGAGAAAGACCACCCACACAGUUCCUAUGAUGCAGAAUUAGCAUAUCUGGGCUGUGAUUGUGCAUAGUUAUGCAUUAAGAGCUCCAUGUUGGACACGCUCACUCUCAGUAGUCAUGCGCUGUGGCUGGGAAACACAAUGAAGUAGUCGCCUCAGGGAUUAACGGAGGCAAAGUGAUGCGGCGCUUUUACAAGGACCAUGAUACCUGUGGAGCACUUCUGAACACAGCGUUGCUUGGUAAUGACUGUUGCAGCUUUUUUGUGUCUAUUUUAUGUCAGAUUUUUGUUUUUCUGUUUCCCAGAAUAAAAGGACUUGUGAUUGAGAAAGAGCUUUUGCUCAGUUAAAGACUUACAAAAGCUGGCCGAGUCUUUUUCUCCGAGGUGCGUUUAUGAGGCUCUCUCUCCAUCCUCAGUGGGUCAUGUCUCUGGCACUGCUUUUAUGUGCAAAGUAAAGGCUUAUCUCUCUUUGUGCCCUCCUCCAGCGCCUGUCAUCAUUGUGACAUGCUGAGGGUUUCUCUGUCAACUACUGAAGAGCUUAUUCUGGCUCUCAGCUGUGGAUGAAGGAAGGACAUGAUGGCCAGGAUGGAGAGAUGAGGCAAACAGUUUGGGGGAUUUCAGUUUAGUCUCUGCAGAGUGAUCCCUCUCCACUACGAGGGAUUCCUGCAAUGUGGAGAUGUUAACCCAUAGAGAUGAGGAGUUGGGUGGAUUUUGAUAGCAAGAUCUCUGUGGUAAAGCUUUGAGGUGUGAGCUUUGGCCAGGAAUUAGAUUCAGUUGGGAACUUUGAGGAGUGCCUGAGGGAGUGACCCGAAGAGGCUGAUUCCUGGAUUACUGCAUCCGCCAUGACCGACUCUCAUCCAUCUGCCUCUGUGGGUAGUUCCAAGGGCAGCUCUCUUGUUUCCAGUGACUGGAACGUCACGGGCAGCGGCCCUUGGUUGUUGGCCUUCAUGUUGACUGCCAUCAUCUUUAUGACCAUCUGUGGAAACAUCCUGCUCAUCUCUUUAGUGUUUGCCCACCGCUCUUUGCGCUGCACCUCCAAUUGCUUCCUGGUGUCUCUGUUCUUCUCUGACCUGAUGGUGGCAUUGGUGGUCAUGCCUCCAGCCAUGCUCAACGUGCUGUGCGGGUCUUGGGUGCUGUGGCCUGCCUUUUGCCCAGUUUGGCUUUGCUUUGACGUCAUGUGCUGCAGCGCAUCCAUCCUGAACUUGUGUGUGAUUAGCCUGGACCGCUAUCUCUUCAUCAUUUCACCACUACGCUACAAGCAGAGGAUGACCCCACCCUGGGUUCUACUUCUGGUUGUUGCCGCUUGGAGUCUGGCAGCCCUGGCCUCCUUCCUUCCCAUUAAGAUGAACUGGCACAGUUUGGGUCAUGGGGAUGAAUACUCGCUAAUUCCUCAAGUCAGCCUUGGUAACGUCAGUUCCUUCCAUGAAACGCAAUACCCAGACUCCUACUUCCAGCAGUCACCAAUGGGAGGUGCGUCCUUUCAGUGCCGCCUGCGGGUGACCCUGCCCUUUGCCUUGGUGGCGUCCGUGCUUACCUUCUUUUUGCCCUCCAGCACCAUUUGCUUCACCUAUUGCCGGAUCCUUUUGGCAGCACGGAGACAAGCAAAGAGAGUUGCGGCAUUGAGUCACCCUCCUGACCCUCAUCCGUCCUUUGGAGAACCUUCCCGGCCUCCUUCGCCCGGUGCUGCUGCCGGGUCAGCUCAGGAAGGUGGAUGUGACUGCAGUCAUCAAGGACCUGCCAUGUCUCAAAAUGCACUGCUGUCUGUGACCAGUGAGCGCCGUCUUGCUCACAAGCAGGGUCGGAGGGCACUGAAGGCCAGCCUCACACUAGGAGUCCUUCUGGGACUUUUCUUCAGCGCCUGGUUACCCUUUUUUAUCACAAACAUGGCUCAGGCAGUAUGUGAGUGUGUCCCACUUGCACUGUUUGACGCCAUCACCUGGCUGGGCUACUGUAACAGCACCAUAAACCCAAUCAUCUACCCACUGUUCAUGAGGGACUUCAAGCGAGCUCUGGCUAAGCUCCUGCCCUGCUGUUCAUCGCGGUCACCCCGGAGACCCUCGCCGGCUCUCUCCAUUUCUUUGCGCAACUCAGGGGAGCCCAACAUGGCCAGCAACCUGACCUCGCCUCUGGCCUCCAACCCCGCACAUCCAGCAGCCACUGCCACAGACGGGGUCAACCUGCUGGACGCCGAACACGCUGGGGUCGAGUUGCCUCUGCUUCUUCCCAAUCAGGUGGACAACCUGGACUGAAUCACUGUGGAAGCACAACCAGUUAGUGACUGAGGAAUUACACAGGGAGUACGAGCCAUUGAUUGUCCACGGUCUUCUGAGCGGCUCUUACAGACUGAGGAAGAACAAAUGAAGCUCCUGCUACUUCUCUGGUGGGAACUCCCACUGCCACCAAGAUGGUGUCCAUCUGACGCAUGUAGUCCAAGUGGCCUUUCACCUGGCAGACAUCAUGCAUAUGUUUUCUUAGUUUUGACUUUGGCACAAAUUAUUGACAUGCAUAUGCAGCUGAAACCAGAUACGUACACAAACUGUUUAAAAAGUCAGGUUUUUAUCAUACUCUGCCAAAGUGUGGCGAGGUGUUAUUUGUGGUCCUUAAAAGGAUUUUAUUCGGCCCCCAGCGGCAAGUCACAAAUGGUAAAAAUUUGACCAAAAACUCAGAAAACAAUUGAUGACCAAAUAAAAAAAUCACAGUAAACUAUUUUGUAUUUUUAAUUUAAUAAAUUUUGUGGCCCACUAGUCAUUUAAAUUUGCCAGUUUUGCCCCGGUCCAAAAAGUUUGGACAGGGCGUGGUUCGGCCACACCCGGCGUGGUUCGGCCACAUUCAGCGUGGUUCAGCCACACCCGGCGUGGUUCGGCCACAUCCGGUUACAAUCAGAUUUACAAUCUGAUUAGUUUCCUAACUAACCUUGGGUUAGUUUACUAAACUAAACUAACCUGUUUAGCUUAGUCAUUGUUAUAUCAUGAUUUCUACUUUUGAUCCCAGAAUAGAGUUUAUUUAUAUUAUUUAUAAGGUUAAUUAAAUGUGUGGUAUUUAUGCUGGGUUCAAACCAAUCAGACUAAUAUUUGGUGAAACUUUUUCAUGAAGCUGCUGUCACACUGUUUCUGUUCAAUGUUUGUACAAAUGUGUCGUCUGUGGGUGUAAAAGUAAAGAAAGAAAAUGGAUUUUUAUCAGUCCUGUGACGUAUAUGAAGUAUGAGUUUAAAUUUUGAUCUCCUGUUUUGCAUUGUCUGUUUUGGGUGUUGUAUUGCAUAAAGACAGAAUAAGCUGCUGUA